Aureobasidium pullulans EXF-150 is the source of this 513-nucleotide messenger RNA. RefSeq lists its product as uncharacterized. The coding region runs from base 128 to 403 and encodes 91 amino acids. The record is from RefSeq and is a predicted model, not a curated record. The transcript has a single exon. Lineage: Eukaryota; Fungi; Ascomycota; Dothideomycetes; Dothideales; Saccotheciaceae.
ACCUCUUUGGUGCCUGGCAUUGUAUUGGGCGGCAUGUCAUUCUCUUUCGGUGCACCAUCAAUGAUGGGGUUACCAUGAGGUGAUCCUUGAGACGAUGUUCCAGCAUCGUUGGCAGAGUCGGUAGGGGAUGCACCUUGCUCGGCUUGUACUUCAGCGGGCGAGGUUCUCGAAGAGUUCUGAACCGAACGUUCAUUCUCUGCAGACGGUGCACGUUGUGGUUUGGGCGGUGCGGGAGCAACGAACAGCUGCUGUGCGAAUGAGGAAGAUAACUGGGCGGGUGCUUCUGACGACGGCGCUCUUGUUGUUGGUGACGCUGGGCUUCGUUUACCCGAGCCGUCAGCUGCACUUCCUAGCACUAUCAAGGCUGCAGGAGGUAUGCGUUAGCAACGACGAUACUGCAUAGAUGGUCGAAGGCAGGUAAGUCGUGAGGUUCCGCCGUCAACAUAAGACGACGAUACAUUGCCUCACAUGACGGUUUCAUGCUGAGUACUCACAUCCAUUGUUCUGUUUAGC